Molecule: messenger RNA, 2212 nt
Organism: Triticum aestivum (bread wheat)
Lineage: Eukaryota; Viridiplantae; Streptophyta; Magnoliopsida; Poales; Poaceae
Product: exocyst complex component EXO70H1
Exons: 1
Coding region: 124-1941 (605 amino acids)
Biological process (GO): exocytosis
Cellular component (GO): exocyst
Molecular function (GO): phosphatidylinositol-4,5-bisphosphate binding
Source: RefSeq, a predicted model, not a curated record
CUCCGCCUCGCCUCCUCCUUGCAAACCAAGGCACUGCUCAGCUCUGCCGCUAAGCAACGUACGGUCUUCUCUCUCACACGCAUCGCCCGCCCACCGAGCGUCGGUUGUCCGCUGCAACCAACGAUGACGCGCGCCGGCGGCCGGAGCCCCCUGGCCCCUCGCCGCACGCUCCCGGCCACCGUGGUGGACGACACCGUCGCGGCCGCCGCCAUCCUGCUCGACAAGUGGCACCCGGACGAGGACUCCUUCGGCAGCUCCCUCUUCCUCGACUCCACCCCCGACGAGGUCGACGCCUUCCUGCGCGCCGCCAAGGACCUCCACCGCGCCAUGCUCUUCUACGCCUCUGGCGCCGCCACCGCCGCCGACGCCCUCCACGCCGGGGGCCAUGGCCUCAUCCACGCGCAGGAGCUCCUCGACACCGCCAUGCGGAGGCUCCAGCGCGAGCUCCAGCUGCUCCUCACCUCCCUCCCCGCCGUCCUCCACUUCCGCCAAGAUGAUGAUGAUGACGACGAGCAAGAGGAUGACCAAAGCCUGGUAGACGCCUGUGCUCACCUUCGCGUGGUCGCGGAGGCCAUGAUGGCCGCCGGGUACGGCAAGGAGUGCGUGUCCAUCUUCAAGGCUCGCCGACGCGCGGCGGUCACCGCCAACCUGCAGCGCCUGCACGGCUUCUCGCUGUCCCCGCAGCACGCGCAGGUCCAUAAGUUCUCCUGGGAGCAGGUCGACGCCAAGAUACAGUCCUGGCUCGCCGGCGCGCGCGUCGCCUUCACGUCCGUCUUCUCCGCCGAGCGGGAGCUCUGCGACCGCGUCUUCGUCGGCGACAACGAGGGCGUCGGCGACGCGGUGUUCGGUGCCAUCGCGGACGAUCAUGCCACCAACAUCCUAGCGGUCGCCGAGGCUGCCGUCGGGCGGUCACGGCGCGCGCCGGAGCGGCUGUUCCGCGUGCUCGACGUCCACGACGCGCUCACCGAGACCAUACUCCCGGCCAUCGUCUCCGCGUUCGGGGAAAAGUCGGAGGUCACUUCCCGCGCCGCCACCCUCGUGACGACCAAGGUCAGCGAGGCGGUCCGGAGCAUGGUGGCCAGCUUCGAGGCAGCCAUCGAGAAAGAGCCGUCCAAGGGCACGGUGCCCGGCGGCGCAGUGCACCCGCUCACCCGCUACGUCAUGAACUACCUCAGCUUCCUCGCCGACUACGAGAACGCGCUGGCUCACAUAUACUUCUACCAGCAAGGAGUCGGGGCAGGAGGAGACCAGUUCACGGACACGUCAUCCCUCGCCUCUGGCAGCAUGGCCUCCUCUUCGGAUCUCUCGUCGUCGUCGUCGUCCUCGCCGGCGUUGAGCGUGUGGUCGAACCCCAUCGGUUGGCUCGUGCAUGUGCUGCUACGGAAGCUGGACGCGAAGGCCGGGAGCUACCGGGAACCGGCGCUGAGCUACCUGUUCCUGGCGAACAACACGCACUACGUGGCCAAGAAGGUGGGCGGCGGCACGAAGCUGGAGCGGGUCCUCGGGGAGGAGUGGGCGGAGGCGCAGAGGGCCAAGGCGCGCGGGUACGUUGACGUGUACGUGCGCGCGGCGUGGGGGAGCAAGGUGCUUCGCGGCGGCGCGGUGGAGGAGGCGGUGGUGCAGAUGGUGGCGAUGCAAGAGAAAUGGGUGGCGGCAGACGACGAGAUGGGGGAGGCGCUGAGAGCGGCGGCGAAGGAGGCCGUGGUGCCGAUGUACAGGCUCUUCUACCGACGGCAGGGAGCUGUGGCCAGACUGACGCCGGGGGACGUGAUCACCAUGAUAGACGGGCUGUUCGGCGGGCGGAAUGCGGGAGCAGGUGACGAGAACGUCGCCGCAGGUGGUCGCCGGCGGCCGUCACAGCAGCAGCAGCAGCAGCAAGAGGUUCCGGUCGAAAUCAGAAAUGGGAAAACAAGGAGACAGCGCGUCACUAUCACUGAUUAAGUUAGAACUCCGCCAGGUAGCCAGCUUCAGGAUAUGAAUAUCUCUGGUGCUGUGCGUGUUGUAGAAAAGAUUGAAUAUGAUACUAACCAAUCCUCAGUCAUACUAGCAUUCUUUUGUGAUGUUUGAGCUUUUGUUGUUGUGAGAUCCACUUGUAACCUGUACAGAGCAACGAAGAAGACGUGCAUGGAUUUGAAAUGCAUCGAAGUCUGUAUAUAAGUGUGUGUAUAUUCGAUUUCGCUCAAUAUAACUUUGUCCUUUUUUCUUGACAGCA